Messenger RNA from Clupea harengus (Atlantic herring), 2798 nucleotides. RefSeq names its product SPARC (osteonectin), cwcv and kazal like domains proteoglycan 2. Gene Ontology annotation, biological process: anatomical structure development. The record is from RefSeq and is a predicted model, not a curated record. Gene Ontology annotation, molecular function: calcium ion binding; extracellular matrix binding; protein binding. Bases 194 to 1462 code for a protein of 422 amino acids. The transcript has 11 exons. NCBI's taxonomy places the organism in Eukaryota, Metazoa, Chordata, Actinopteri, Clupeiformes, Clupeidae.
UCUCUGUCUUUCUCUCUCCCUUGCUCGCUCUCUGGUCCACUCCCCCUCGCCCGUUCCUCCUACGGUGCGCCUGGAAGGGAUAGCUCAGUUAUCAGGUAGCAACGCGCACAGUGUAGCUGAGGUCGUGAGGAAGACAACAGUGUAACCGGAGGAGGGUUUUAGAGAUAGAUUUCUUCUUAGGUAGCUGCUAUUAAUGGUCGGAAUGAAAAAAAUUGUGUACCUUCUGAUCCCACUCCUUGCGCUGGUGUCUUCGGUGCGGGCGGAUGCGAAAAGUGGGAAAGAGGCUGAAAAUGCGGGGAAUUUUAUGGAAGAUGAGCAAUGGCUGUCAACCAUUUCACAAUACAGCCGCAAGAUUAAACACUGGAAUCGCUUCAGAGACGAAGUGGAGGAUGACUACAUUCGGACAGUGGAGGACCACCAAGGCUCUGAGGAAAGUUUGGACACCACCAAGGACCCCUGUCAGAAAGUGAAGUGCAGCCGCAACAAGGUGUGCGUUGCCCAGGGCUACCAGCGCGCCAUGUGCAUCAACCGCAAGAAAAUGGAGCACCGGAUCCGGCAGCCUGGCGUUCACCCGCAUGAGAAAAGCUGCAAGACGUGUCCAGUGGUGGCCAGCACCGUGCCUGUGUGUGGGUCGGACGGACACAACUACGCCUCAAAGUGUAAGCUGGAGCAGCAGGGUUGUCUGACGGACAAGGAGCUGAGUGUGAGGUGCGAGGGCCUGUGUCCCUGCACCACGCCUGCCAGCCGCGUCACCAGCGCCGAGGCCAAACACGAGAGCUGCACGGGCCAGGAUCUGGCAGAUCUGGGGGAUCGUCUCCGAGACUGGUUCCAGCUUCUCCAUGGCAACGCCAAGCAGAACAACUCGGGCAAGCCGGGCCCAGGCACGGCAUCAGUCUUGGACAGGAACUUGGUAGCCACCUGCAAAGACUCCAUUGGCUGGAUGUUCUCCAAGCUGGACACCAACAGUGACCUCUACCUGGACCAGGCAGAGCUGGCCGCCAUCAAUCUGGACAAGUACGAGGUCUGCAUCCGGCCCUUCUUCAACUCCUGCGACAGCUACAAGGACGGGAAGGUGUCCACGGCCGAGUGGUGCCUCUGCUUCUGGCGAGAGAAACCUCCGUGUCUGGCAGAGCUGGAGAGGAUGCAGGUGCAGGAGCCUGCCAAGAACAGACUGGGCAUGUACAUCCCCAGCUGUGAUGAGGAUGGCUACUACCGUAAGCUCCAGUGUGACCAGGCCAGGGGCGAGUGCUGGUGUGUGGACCAGCAUGGUGGGGAAUUGAUGGGCUCCAGAAUCCAUGGCAACCCUGACUGUGAUGAGGUGGCCGGCUACUCCGGGGACUUCGGCAGCGGCGUGGGCUGGGACGACGAGGAGGAGAAGGAGGCCGAGGAGACCGGCGAGGAGGCCGAGGAGGAGGAAGAGGAGGAGAGGGUGGAGGCCGACGACGGAGGCUACAUCUGGUAAAGACGCUGAACCCAGCCAAGAGCACCUGCGGUUCAGUUGUAGCAUCCCUCUCCCCUCACCCUACCUCCACCCCCCCCCCCCAUACCCCUCAACCAGUCUCAUCCCCAGAUACACGGUUCUCUCCCCUCCCCCCCCGCUCCCUUCGACCCCAGGAGAAACAUACACUACCGAUUUGCUGGAAGGGUAACGGGUACAUGGAAAGAGCAGGUCUUGCCCCUAAGUACAUGUGUUCAUGCUUUAUAUAGUUUCUUAUUCUGUUCUGCUGUGCAACCAGAGAGGUUAGUUGUUGUGCGCUCCUUAUGACCUGGCGCCAUAGUUGAGAUCAAUGUUCAAAACGGCUGUAGUCUCAUGGUUAAAGCGUCCAUCUUAUGAAGAGGUCUUAGCCACUAUGUUGUCAUAGCCUUUUCGCGUAUGCAAGGGACGUGCAUCACUCGCAGUCACAAGACUUACUUCAUGACUCGUGUAAAUACAGCACAGCACCUCCAUCAGUUCCAGUGAGCUGGAAUAUGAGUCGGAGUCGAGUCUAAUGCGAUUCAGCACUGACCAAACGUGACAUCGGCAAUGCAAACGGCAUCACAAUGCUGCUUCUGAGUUUGAUCACAGGGGGAAACAUAAAUUGGAUUGGCCUCACUCGAAAAGCUACAAUGCUUUUUUAAGAAAAAAAAAAAAAAAGUCUUUGGGGGGAGGGGGGAGGGAAAGAAAGAAAAGACAAAUGAAACUGACAAGCCCAAAUCCCUUAGCAAUGAUGCAUGAAGCUAACUGCGACCAAAAUAACUCUUGCUGUGGGGUGUGAUUUGGCACUGCAGAUAAAUGGAGAUUCGCUAACUGUGCUGAGCGCGUGCUCUGAUAGAUGACUGAGACUCGUCCCUUCUGUGGCCCCUCAGUUGUUCAAAGGGAGAUCAUUUGUAAUCUUUCACAGCUCUGUCUUUCAUGCAUACACGAGUACACUUAGCACUGACCACUGGUGUGAUUAAGUUAAGGCGUUUAUUUUUUGUUAUUAUUGACUAUCGACAAGAUGAAGCCCAUGUUUGUAAGCGGCUUAGGAGAUGAUUCAUGCGAGAUUUGGAAACGUUAAGUAUGAAUAUAUAUAUGACGUUUCAUCCUCUUUAAGAACAAGUAAAAGAAAAAAAGAAAUCAUUUUUUUUCAUCUCCCUUUAAAGAACUGCCCCUGAAGUUCUCAUUUUUGAUGAAUGUGCCACACUUUGUUCAUUUCAGUUCUUUUCAGUGUGUUACUUGAAUGUGUAUUUCCUUUCUGUUACAAAACAAAAAAAUGUUUCAAGAAGUUAACUGUGUAUACGGUACUUGAAAACUCGCUGUUGGAAUUUGUUUUUUUCAA